This is a messenger RNA of Suillus fuscotomentosus, 1492 nucleotides long. RefSeq lists its product as uncharacterized. Bases 228 to 1469 code for a protein of 413 amino acids. The transcript is spliced from 4 exons. Lineage: Eukaryota; Fungi; Basidiomycota; Agaricomycetes; Boletales; Suillaceae. Gene Ontology annotation, biological process: tRNA modification. The record is from RefSeq and is a predicted model, not a curated record.
CACCGCUCCCUACGCCCUGCCUGGUGCCACGUUUGUUCUCCAUCAGCAGGCCUCACAUAUAUAUGACACUACAGCUCUUUACUGAUCAGAAUUUUCUCGACGUAUGAAAAUCAACUGCGGAACAGCGUCGAAUCGGACUGCGACUUGAACUGCGACUGGAUUAAAUCUUUCAUCAUAUACGGUAGUUUCCGUCAUUUUGCACUUCAACAGUCUUGCAUAUACAUGAGAUGCACAGUGAUUUGCGGCCUAUGGAACCUGAUUUCCCCUCAUCUGGGACGUUCGUCUCAUCUAUCAAAGAGUCUUGCCGGAUCGCGACAGUGGCCGCACAUAUCAAGGUCGAAGAUGCCGCUAUCAGACGCCUCCUGGAAUCUCCGUCCUUUCAAUCCUCGUUUCAUCGCGUCUCAGGCUCUCACGGGCUUGCAUUCCCUCUCAAGUUCCCCUCACUCUUAUCAGAGCUAAACUUUUUGUCUGUUCUUUCUCUCCUGAACUUCGCUUCCGGCUAUCGAGUGCCACUUCACGAACAGACAGGACGAGGCGCAUGGGAUAAUAUACGGGCGUUUACUUUCUCUCUUUAUUUGUCCUCUGCGACAGGGCAAGGAGAUCUACUUUCUGCGAAAGGCAUGAAGACGAUGAGUGAGCAGCAAGUGGCACAACACAUGGGCGUCACGAUCCACGUCGAGCGACCUCAUGAGAAGAUCCCUGGUCUCACGGUCGGGGAACUCGGUGGACCAAUAUAUGAGCUGGUGAAACUGAUCAGCUCGACCCUGAUCGAGACGGGUCAGAUUCUGGAGACUUCAGGAUAUUCGGACCUAGGGAGCUUUAUUUUGGAGAGCUUGAAGGAAGGAGCAAAGGCUGAUCCUAGCGCAAGUCUUGGAAUCGUGUUAGAGAGGCUGGUCAGAGCUAUUCCAGCUUUCCGUGACAUGGCGGUUGUUAACGGGAAACCUGUGUACUGCUUCAAAAAGGCCCUUUUUCUUAUACAUGCAGUGAAGAUUCGUUUUGGUUCUUCGCCACCGUUUCACAUCCCCAACACAGCUCAGGCACCCGUGUUCACCGAUAAUGUUUUGCCGUCCCUUUUGGUCCAUUUGGGAGUUUUGGACCUGAGUGGCGCAACGUCUCACGAACUUCAUGAUUUGUUCCCUGGUGCCGAGAGCGAAGAUAGGAUUAACACACUCUUGGCUUCACCUCCUGAGGCUUCACAAGGAGUUGCGCAAGAUACCAAGAAAACACCCCCAAAGGAUGGUCCUGUACUCACGACGGAGCAGGCCUAUCUUUUGCGUGCGGCUGCCGUACACGCUUGCGAGAGAAUUGUUCAAUAUGCAAGGGGUGACGGACAACUCAGUAAAGAGCAAGCAUGGCUGAAAGAUAUCACAUUGCCCGAACUAGAUAUCUGGCUCUGGGCAGUAGCCAAAGAUCGACCAGAUUACAGAAAGCUGGAGAGAUUUGUUCUGCGGGGUACAGUGUUCUUUUGAAGUCUUUUAGUCGCAGUUUAGUA